Tripterygium wilfordii is the source of this 1088-nucleotide messenger RNA. RefSeq names its product CTD small phosphatase-like protein. The transcript has a single exon. The coding region runs from base 120 to 965 and encodes 281 amino acids. NCBI's taxonomy places the organism in Eukaryota, Viridiplantae, Streptophyta, Magnoliopsida, Celastrales, Celastraceae. The record is from RefSeq and is a predicted model, not a curated record. Gene Ontology annotation, molecular function: phosphoprotein phosphatase activity.
CUGACCGUUACAACGAAGCUAAGUUUAAAAAUACUCUCACCCCCCGUUCAGCGCUUUCCACACCAACCGCUCUCAAUUUGAGUUUCGAUUUCCACACCUUUUCCAUUAUCCCCUCAAAAAUGGUGUCCAAGUGCAUCAGAAAAACCCUCAAGAAGUGCGCCAGAGAUCGGCGGAUACCUCGCCGACACCACAGGAGGUCUCCGGCCAAGAACGCUUCCCCGCACACCCUCAUCUUCUCCAUCAACAAGUCAAUCCACUCAUGUAAGCGCCGCCUUGCCAAGUUCUUCUGCAAAUUGGCCCGCAUCGCCACACCAAUCCGCCGCAAAGGCUACAAAAUCUUGCCCAAACAAGAACCUGAAUCCAAAGACAGCAUCUGUAAAGUUUUGUUCUCUGACGACUAUGUUCUUCCACCGUUGAUUUCGCCCAACAAGAGGACGGUGUUUCUUGAUCUCGAUGAGACCUUAGUCCAUUCGAACCUGGACCCACCACCGAAUCAAUUCGAUUUCGUGGUUAGGCCCUGGAUUGAUGGGAAUUUGAUGAAUUUCUAUGUUUUGAAGCGUCCAGGGCUCGACGAAUUUCUAGAAUUCUUGAAUGGGAAAUUUGAAGUAGUGGUGUUCACGGCCGGAUUGAAGGAGUAUGCGUCGCUGGUGCUUGACAGGAUCGACAAGAAGGGAGUGAUUGCGCACCGGCUUUACCGGGAUUCGUGCAAAGAAGUCGAUGGUAGGUUUGUGAAAGAUUUAUCAGCCACCGGAAGGGAGUUAAGCAGGGUUGUGAUUGUGGAUGAUAACCCGAAUGCUUAUGCUUUUCAGCCAGAGAAUGCAAUCCAGAUUCGACCUUUUAUCGAUGAUCCAAAGGACAAGGAGUUGAUGAGGCUGGUUAAGUUUUUCCAAGGAUGUGAUUGCUGUGAUGAUAUGAGACAUGCCGUCAAGGCAUUUGUUGGUGAACAUGAAUCACAUGUAUCUUAAAUUUGUAUGUUGACUGUGUUUUCUGAAGGUUACUUUUAUUUUACUGAUAUUGUAUUGAACAAUUAUUUGUUCAAUUUUAAAUCAGAAGGAAAUAAGGGAUGCAGUGUAUUUCUCUUGUGAUUA